CAGGGGUGGGGUGAAGCGUGGGUCCUGCCUUUCCCUUGCCCGCUUCCUCCCUACCCGCUUCCGCUUCACGGGCAUGACUCCGUUUUCAGUGACCCCAGAAAGCGGCCCAUCCCUGAAGACUGUGGGCGCGGCGCCAGGGUCUGUCAUGGGGUGAGGGUGGCACUUGUCACCCAUCACUCGGUGUUCUCAAGUCAGUGUGACCCCCCAGUGCUGAGGAGCAUGUGUGUGAGGACAUGGGGGUGGAGAGCACCCACUUGCGCUCUGAGGACACUGAAAAUGUUCAGCCAGAUACUCCAGAGCCUUUCCUUCCCCACGUCCAGCCUCCUCCCCCAGGAGGCACGUCGCAGGUCUCCAUUCCCUUAGGCGGUCUUUAACAGUCUACCAGUGUCCAAGUGCAAAGGAGAGACAGCAUCCAGAUUGGGAAAAUCCCCCCCCCCCACCAAUGCCUGAAAAACAACCACACUUGUAAACUUUGAACUCUUCCCCUUGGGAAUAUUUUGUGAUGGCAAAAGAGUGGUGCUGCUUCCCCAGUCAGAAGAUGAAAAGAGUCGAAGGGACUCUGAGUCACCUGCACCCACGGAGAAAAGAACAGAUUAUUUCUGAACAGCCACGCAGAUAUCAAGGUUCUGGCCUAGAGUGAGGUCAUAAAAACAGAAGGGCCGACAAGGGGCUCUCCUCUUGGUUUUGUCUCCCUUUAAGAAUGUUUCCUGUUACAUGUAUAUAAUCUCCAGGGAGUAAGAAGGUUCCAGAGGUUCCUCAGUUUCUGCAUUUGAUUCUGUGAGUUCCUUCACCAGCCCCCCGGGAGCAGUGGGAGGGACAGAGGAGAGGACUUGAGUGUCUGGAAAGGUCGGCUGUCCUCACCCUCUAGAGUGACGGGAGACGGGCCUUGGUCCAGCUGCUUUGGUGACCUCUGUAGCUGUGCAGGUGGAAGUUCAGAAAAAAGUGUCUCUUUUUAACCUGCAGAUGGACAUAAGUGGGUUAAUUCCUGGUCUCGUGUCUACAUUCAUGCUUCUGUCUCAUAGUGACCACGGAGGACGAAAAUUCCCUUUGAUCUUGUCUUCUUUUGGUGCUCUUGCAAACAGUGCUUGGCUCUGUUUGCUUUCCUAUUUUGCCUUUCCAAUCCAGCUUUUGAUUGCAUCUACCUUUUUGGGUGCACUUUGUGGCAAUUACACCACACUUCUGGGAGCCUCUUUUGCCUACAUAGUUGAUCAAUGUAAAGAAAAGAAACAAAGAACAAUUCGAAUAGCUAUAAUUGACUUCCUGCUUGGAAUUGUCACUGGAUUAACAGGAUUGUCUUCUGGCUAUUUUAUUAGAGAACUAGGUUUUGUGUGGUCGUUUUCAAUUGCUACUACGGCUCUUACUGUUAACUUGAUUUAUAUUUUAUUCUUUCUUGAGGAUUCAGUGAAAGAGCCUUCAUCUCAGAAUGUUUCUGUAUCAUGGACUGAAGGCUUUAAAAACUUAUUUUACCGAACUUACAUGCUUUUUAAAAAUAAUUCUGGUGAGCAACGAUCUUUGCUCUGCUUGUUGCUUUUUACAAUGAUCACUUAUUUUUUCGUGACAAUUGGCAUUUCCCCCAUUUUUAUCCUUUAUGAAUUGGAUUCACCGCUCUGCUGGGAUGAAGUUUUAAUAGGUUAUGGAUCAGCUUUGGGUAGUGUCUCUUUUUUCAGCAGUUUCCUAGGAAUAUGGCUUUUUUCUUACUGUAUGGACGAUAUUCACAUGGCCUUCAUUGGAAUCUUUACCACCAUGGUGGGAAUGGCUAUGACUGCUUUUGCCAGAACAACAUUGAUGAUGUUUUUAGUCAGGCUGCCAUUCCUUUUCACUGUUGUGCCACUCUCUGUUCUACGGUCCAUGAUAUCAAAAGUGGUUCGUUCUACUGAACAAGGCACCAUGUUCGCUUGUCUCGCUUUCUUAGAAACACUUGGCGGAAUCACUGCAGUUUCUACUUUCAACGGAAUUUAUUCAGCCACCGUUGCUUGGUACAAAGGCUUCGUCUUUCUGCUCUCCGCUGUUUUAUUACUAAUUCCAGCCAUCAGUCUAUGUGCUGUCAAGUGCAUCAGCAGGAAUGCGGGAAGCUAUGUCCUUCUUAUACAAGAAGAAUCCAGCGAAGACACUUCAGACAGAUGAUUAAUUGUGAUUAAAAAAAAAUCCAAAUGCUCAUAUCAUAUACUCUUGACUUCUGAAGGAUGUAACUAGCUCCACAAUCAGUACUUCAUGAAUAAUCAAUGCUGCAAGUCCUUUCUUCUAAACAGUCAGAGAAACAGUUGCUGCUCUAGCUUCUUACAGCAUCAUGCACUUCGAGCACUUUAUGAAGAUCAUGUGACAUAUUUCCAGUAGGUAAAAGAACAAAUCUCAAGACACCUCCCACUUUGGGAUUUACAAAAGAAACUGAAACUUAUCGGUAUAAAAUGGGACUAAGAACUCUGAUACAAUCCAAAGCAACCAUCUCCCUGAUAUACUCCAGUCUCUCACAUUAAGACCAGGAAGAACUCUUUGUUUGCCUCAGUUUCUUCAUCUGCAAAAUGAGUUUUUGACCCCUCUCAAAGAUUUUGAAGGCAUAACUGUUGAAAAUUAUGAGUCAGUCGCUUAUAGGAAAAUGAUAGAAGUUUCAAGUAUUCAUAAUAUAAUUUUCUUCUACUUGGGUAAUGCUUUGUUUUAUAGAGCCCAUCAAGGUGUUAGUGAUAGUCAAAGCUCUCAGUAGCUGCAGUAUCCUUCAAAGGGAAGCACUUUAAUGAAUACGUUUUCACUUUUCCUAAUAUGUCUCAUCAGUGACAGGCAUGAUAAUAUUUCCGUAAGUAACACAGGGGUGACUGAAAAAAAGAUUACAAAUAGUUCCUAAAGAAAUGUAAAAACUGAGUAAACAGGCAAUCAUGAUGUAAAGUAACUAGUAUUUAUAGAGUCAAUAUUCAUUCCUUCUUUCUGUCAAAGGGUAUCCAUCUCUUACUGCCUUAUACUCAUCCUGGGACCACCAUGGUCCCUGAAAACACCGCACCCUCUCCUGCCUCCUGUCUGCACACAGGGUUCCAUUGGGCCUUCUUCCCUCCCUACGUUGAAGCUUUUAAGUUUCAGCCAAGGCAUAGCUUCCGCUUCCUCCGUGUCCCUUCCGGACAUUUCUACCCUCACCUCCCGCCCACCUCCACCCCCCACCCCUGUCCCUGCAGGGCUCCCACAGCUCUCUGGGUACUGCCAUCCAAGCAUUUUCCCUUGUCUUGUAAUGUUUGUUCCCCUACUUGACAAUGAGCACCUUGAGGACAGGGACAAUCUUUGAUUCCUCAUUAUAUCCACAAUAAAAUUUGAACUAAA
Messenger RNA from Balaenoptera ricei (Rice's whale), 3300 nucleotides. It is a transcript of the gene SLC46A3, whose product is annotated as solute carrier family 46 member 3. Gene Ontology annotation, biological process: vacuolar transmembrane transport. Gene Ontology annotation, molecular function: transmembrane transporter activity. The transcript is spliced from 5 exons. Bases 964 to 2124 code for a protein of 386 amino acids. NCBI's taxonomy places the organism in Eukaryota, Metazoa, Chordata, Mammalia, Artiodactyla, Balaenopteridae. The record is from RefSeq and is a predicted model, not a curated record. Gene Ontology annotation, cellular component: lysosomal membrane.